GUACUGCGCAUGCGCUGAGGUUGUAGUGCCCUCAGAUCUCUCGAGGUAACAGAAGUAAACAGUAGCAGCUAGCAGCAUUAGCUGGCUGUGUGUAAUGAAUGAAGUGAAGACGGUACUGAGUCACAGCGCAGCUCAUUAUUGAACGAGUAAUUAAAGAAGAAUGAGUUCAGUUGAGAGUUUGAGAGAGUUUGUCAACGAGCGACUAACUGCUGCUGCUGAAGAAAUAUUCAGAGUUUUUAAAACAACUAUCGUCCAGUACGAGGAAGAGAUCGAUCGGCAGCGCGUCAUGCUGGAUAUCUGCUGGAAACCCCAAGUAAAGUUACACAGGAUAGAGCUCCCACAGCAACAUGUCUGUAAGGAGGAGGAGGUUCUGGCUGACCAGCAGCUCUGUAACCAGGAGAGGAACUCCAGUCUGGACCAAGAGGACCCAGAGCCUCCAGAGAUUAAAGAGGAACAGGAGGAACUCUGCACCAGUCGGGAGGGAGAGCAGCUUGUACUGAAGGUGGAGACGGAAACCGUCAUGUUGACUCCAGCUUAUGAGGAAAGUGACCACAGUGAAGCAGAACCAACAAGUGACCACCAGCUCCUCUCUAACAACUCUCAUGGAGCUGAGAGCCGAGACCAGAAAGGAGGAAAACAUGGAGACUCAGGAUCAGCUGGAGAUGGAGAGCAGAAGGAAAAGAAAAGACAUCACAGAAAAAAUAAAAACUCUACCUCAUCAGACAUUCAACAUAACACUCACCCAGGUGAAAAGUCUUUCAGCUGUGACACAUGUGGAAAGACUUAUAAGUUUAAGUGCCUAUUGAAUGAACACAUAAAAAUUCACACAGGUGAGAAAAUGUAUUCUUGCAAAACAUGUGGGAGGAAUUUCAGGAUUCGUAGUCAAUUAACAGUCCACAUGAGAAUCCACACAGAUGACGAAAUGUAUUCUUGCAAAACAUGUGGGAAGACUUUUAAGCGUCAUUAUGAAUUGAAUCGACACAUGAGAAUCCACACAGGUGAGAAGCCAUUUACUUGUGAAACAUGUGGGAAGACUUUCACUCAAACCAGUCACUUAUUUGUUCACAUGAGAACCCACACAGGUGAGAAACCGUUUACUUGCAAAACAUGUGGGAAAGCUUUCAGGAUUCGUAGUCAAUUAACAGUCCACAUGAGAAUCCACACAGAUGAGGAAAUGUAUUCUUGCAAAACUUGUGGGAAGAUUUUUAACUGUCAUUAUGAAUUUAAUCGACACAUGAGAACUCACACAGGUGAGAAGCCAUUUACUUGCGAAACAUGUGGGAAGACUUUCACUCAAACCAGUCACUUAAUAGUUCACAUGAGAACUCACACAGGUGAGAAACCGUUUACUUGCCAAACAUGUGGGAAAGCUUUCAAGAGUCGUUCUGGAAUAAUUUAUCACAUGAGAAUCCACACAGGUGAGAAACCGUUUACUUGCCAAACAUGUGGGAAGACUUUCAGGCAUCAUUGUAACGUAAUACGGCACAUGAGAACUCACACAGGUGAGAAACCAUAAUGUUGUCUGGGGAAAGUUUGUCUGAUCAGUCUGAAGAGACAUUUGAUGACAUGUACAGGCGAAUAGCCUUGUAUUUACAAAAUAUGUUGGAGGUGGUUCAGUUCUAGUGUUUCAUGCAUAAUUGCAGAACUUUAACCUUAAAUGAGCUACUUGAAGAAUCCUCAGAGGAUCAAUAUACACAGGAGAAAUGAUGAGCUGAUGCUGAAUGUGAACAAUUUCCCCUUGAGAAGAUAUAGUUUGUGUCUAUCUUCAUGCUGAUUUGCCAUAUUUAUUAAUAUGAUGAUUAAAGUCAAGUUAAUCGCUCUCAAGUGUCCUGCUUUUAUAUAAACAGUUAUAUGUUAAAUACUUGUCAUUUUUAGUUCAAGUAGCAGUUUAGAAAAGAGUCCCACAUUUCUUUGUGGAAUUAAGCAGAUUAGACCUGCAAGAUGGUGUUAAAUGUAGUUAAUAAAAUGUAUUUAAAUAACUUGUAAGAAAUGGAAAAAAAAAUUAAAAAGCCUUUUUGAUCAUCUUGGCAGAGUGUGAUGGGGCCAUUUCCCAGAUGGCAGGUUAGAUAGAUAGAUACUUUCUUCAUCCCCUCAGGGAAAU
This is a messenger RNA of Acanthopagrus latus (yellowfin seabream), 2101 nucleotides long. Its product is annotated as gastrula zinc finger protein XlCGF57.1-like. Gene Ontology annotation, cellular component: nucleus. The transcript is spliced from 2 exons. Gene Ontology annotation, biological process: regulation of transcription by RNA polymerase II. The record is from RefSeq and is a predicted model, not a curated record. The coding region runs from base 161 to 1516 and encodes 451 amino acids. Gene Ontology annotation, molecular function: DNA-binding transcription factor activity, RNA polymerase II-specific; RNA polymerase II cis-regulatory region sequence-specific DNA binding. Lineage: Eukaryota; Metazoa; Chordata; Actinopteri; Spariformes; Sparidae.